Zychaea mexicana is the source of this 928-nucleotide messenger RNA. RefSeq names its product cyclin domain-containing protein. The coding region runs from base 165 to 713 and encodes 182 amino acids. The transcript has 2 exons. Gene Ontology annotation, cellular component: nucleus; cyclin-dependent protein kinase holoenzyme complex. Gene Ontology annotation, biological process: regulation of cyclin-dependent protein serine/threonine kinase activity. The record is from RefSeq and is a predicted model, not a curated record. Gene Ontology annotation, molecular function: cyclin-dependent protein serine/threonine kinase regulator activity; protein kinase binding. Lineage: Eukaryota; Fungi; Mucoromycota; Mucoromycetes; Mucorales; Lichtheimiaceae.
UUACUACCCUGAGCUUCCGUUCCACCACCACCCACCCCUCCGUCAAAAAGAAAAAAGUCUUCUUCCCUCCCAUAUCCCUUGCAUUGUCAUCUCCAUUCUUCCUCCCUUCCUCAUAAGCAUAAUCAUCCUGCUCUCCAUACACCCCUCUCUCACAUCAAUUCACCAUGGAAAGUCCUACCACAGCAACAAGCAAAGUUGAAAUAACAAAUGUUCCCUCUCUUUUAGCUUUUACCACAACCACUGCCACGUCCGUACUGCCUUGCUCCAAGAAAGCAAAACAACGACCCACCGUCGCCACUUUACCCCCACUGGACGAAUUUAUUGCGAACCUCUUUAAACGAUCACAAUUACCGCCCAGCAUAUGCCUCGUGUCGCUGAUCUACCUCCAACGACUCAAGACAAGUCUUCCUCGCCAUGCGCGUGGUGAUCUCGACACACCUUACCGAUUAUUUCUUGCGGCAAUCCUAACAGCAUCGAAAUUCAUGUCUGAAGCCGGAUCGGCCCUGACGAGUCAGGCCAUAGCCGAGAUGACCGAUCACGUUUACUCCAGCAAAGAUGUGAACCUGAUGGAGCGCAGCUUUCUUGGUCUGAUCAAAUAUGAUCUGUUUGUCAACGUGGAGGCCAUCAAAGAUUAUCUCGCCUUGCAUGGACGUUUGCUCGAAAUGGAUCUCAUCGAACAUGUUAUGGAGCAGCAGCAGCAACAGCAGCAAUAGUGAAGGGGAGUGACCCUUUUCCGUCUCUCUCUCUCUCUCUCUCUCUCUCUCUCUCUCUCUCUUCAGUGUACAUAGCCUCGCUAAUUCUUUCCAAUUGUAUAUUUUGUUCUUCUUCCAUUGAUUUCCCCACAUGCACACUACACCUAUUCAAUCUGUAAAUCUAUUGUACAUAUGUUUUUGAUUUUCUUUCGUGCAGCUCUUUCCCCCUCUUUCUG